UUUAUUUAUUUAUUUUUUGUCGAACUUUACAUUUGUUUCAAAAUAUGCGGUCCGUGCGCCUGAUGAUGACGUCACGGUAGUUGCGCCAUGCGCCAGGCUGUCGUUACGUUGGAGUCCACUUGGCAAUCUGAAAUAUAUUCAAAAAUGAGAAGGAAAAGAAUCAGACCAUUUUUGAUGGCUUUUGUUCUCACGUUGUUAGUUCUUCACCUGCUUAAUGACUUUACUCAGGAGAAAACCAUUUGCCUGCCUAACAAGAAAGAGGAGUUUUUCUCAACAACACAACCAACCCAUUCCUAUGUCUACUCCUGGACAAAGUGCCAAAAAAAUACAUCAGCUACCAACAUCACAGACUUUAACUCUCUUCCUGAAACUAUUAAGGACUUUCUUUACUAUCGGCACUGUCGCCAUUUCCCCAUGCUACUGGAUGCUCCAAGCAAAUGUGGAGGAGCUGAGAAGUCUUCUGAUGUUUUCCUGUUGUUGGUCAUUAAGAGCUCCCCUGGAAACUAUGAACGUAGAGAGGUAUUACGCAAAACCUGGGCAAAAGAAAGACCCUACAAAGGUGUUUGGAUCCGAAGGAUCUUCAUCUCAGGAACAUCUGAAUCCGGUUCUGAAAAAGUGAGACAGAACAGACUACUUGAGCUGGAAAAUCAAGAGUACAAUGAUAUUCUUCAGUGGAAUUUUGAAGACACAUUUUUCAACCUCACCUUAAAGCAGAUUCUUUUUUUAGAAUGGCUGGAAAUAUACUGUCCAAAUGUUAGUUUUUUGCUUAAUGGUGAUGAUGAUGUUUUUGCCAACACAGACAACAUGGUCGAGUAUCUCCAAAGCCUUCGAGACAAUGGAGGAAGAAAGUCCCUUUUUGUUGGUCAUUUAAUACAGAAUGUUGGGCCAAUUAGAAUACCUGGGAAUAAGUAUUUUAUCCCGAAACAAGUUUAUGAAUCGGAAUCAUAUCCUCCUUAUUGUGGUGGUGGAGGCUUUCUUCUGUCUGGUUAUACAGCUUCAGUUAUAUACAACAUGUCUCAGUCCAUGUCAGUCAUGUCAUGUCAUGUCAGUCGCACUGUUGAAAUGCCAUAAAUGCACUAUUGACUU
This is a messenger RNA of Cynoglossus semilaevis (tongue sole), 1086 nucleotides long. RefSeq names its product N-acetyllactosaminide beta-1,3-N-acetylglucosaminyltransferase 3-like. The transcript has 2 exons. Gene Ontology annotation, biological process: protein O-linked glycosylation; poly-N-acetyllactosamine biosynthetic process. Gene Ontology annotation, cellular component: Golgi membrane. Gene Ontology annotation, molecular function: hexosyltransferase activity; UDP-glycosyltransferase activity. The record is from RefSeq and is a predicted model, not a curated record. Lineage: Eukaryota; Metazoa; Chordata; Actinopteri; Pleuronectiformes; Cynoglossidae. Bases 88 to 1071 code for a protein of 327 amino acids.